AUGUUGCUCCCUCCUAUUCGUCUCCGUUACGACACCAUCAGUCUACAGGGUACACUCUUUGAGGACGUGCGCGACUUUUCUAGUAGCCACAUAGAUGCCGAUGUGUCAGCGUUCUUCGUCGCAAACCCAACUCAGGCCGCGGCCAACGUACGGGAGUUAUACCGUCACCGGACACGGUCCCGCGUCAAUUCGGAGUUGAACAGUCACACUCGCAUUCUCCUCGAUUUACUCAGGUUUCCCAUGGACACCACACCUUCCGAUACGGAUUGCAAUCGAGUUUUACGGGUUAUUGAGGACUACAAUGUCCUCUCACUACUCGUGGAAGUGCUGUCAGAAGAUGACUUUCUCGAAGAGGAUUCGGACUUUGUUAUCACCGUUCUCAACAUCAUCUACCAUGUCUUUCUGAUUGCCCAUCGCGUUUCCUCUUCAAAGGAUCCACGUUUCAUCGUCCUGUCUUCUGCAUUUUGCAGGGGCAUGGAGCGAUGCCGUUUGUGGUUUGAGGCAGACCGGGUAGCAAUAGCUGGCACAUCGCUGUAUCAGGCCAACCGACAAAUUCGCAGAGCUCUUCUACCCAAUAUACUGGUGCUGCUGGCUGAGGACUUCUUCCUCGCUACGCCAAGCCUACUCAAACUCACACUCCUAUACUGGAUCACAAGUCCCUGCGUAGACAGUCUCAAGGACACGGAUCCCAUCGUAUCACUCGUCCUGCUCCAGUACGUGCUGGCGGAAGACAAGACGCAAUGUAGUACUAUUUGCGAACUCCGGGAAGCCUUCCGUUCUUCGAUUAGCCAGCACAUCCUUCCGACGUACGGGGCUGACCGGUUCUUGGAUCAGACGGCGAAGAUGCUGCGCAAUGAAGGUUGUAUCAGCGAUGAUGCUAUGGGGUACCUUCUUCCCAUCGUCGUGACAUCGAUUACAAGCCAUCCGGCGCUACUCACGAGUUCAACAUUGUCCGACGUCCUCGAGGCAAUGCUUGAACUCACUGCCCAGCCGCCCGUGAGGGCGGCUCACCGUCUAGAACGCCGUGCAGUAUUCGAGUUCCUCAAUAUAUGCUUGCAUAUCUUACGAGUCAGACAAGAUGACCGUGCGAUUAGUCCCCCCGUAGCCACCAUCACCCGCCAUGGGCGACUCUUUCAGGUCCUGUCGCGUGGGCUCUGCAUCUUUGCCACGGAGCCUCUCGUUGUCACAGAGUCUGGAGCGCGUCAAGAGGGUUAUGCCACCUGUAUGGAGUAUUUGGCCACUUUCGGUGCAUGGGCUUUGGCACUGAAUACCAAGAGAACCGGAAAUAGACCGCGCAAGGCUAUGAGACACGUACUGCGAAGAAACUGGUACCCGACCCUGCAAGUCCUGCGCAGGACCCGCGAUCACUCGCAGUACGUGAAUGAACACGACCGUCUGACCAACUCCUGGGGUGGACUUGGUGACGUCCUGGGAAUCAGAGAGGACGAUAUUGAGGCGGAGACAUCUCAGGAAACCGAGCUCUGUGCAUGGAGGGGCUGUCUCAACCACUACGCGCCUACUGGGCAGGAUGUCAAGACUUGCAAAGGCUGCGGGGAAGUCAGUUAUUGUGACCGUACCUGUCAACGUUUGGACUGGAGCAACGGUCACCGACGUGAAUGCAGGCGACUCGGUUGGUUGGACUAG
Molecule: messenger RNA, 1644 nt
Organism: Peniophora sp. CBMAI 1063
Lineage: Eukaryota; Fungi; Basidiomycota; Agaricomycetes; Russulales; Peniophoraceae
Source: the annotation of a GenBank genome assembly